UUGGGUGUUAUGACAUCGCAGCAAGCUGGUCUCGAGGUUCCUGGAGGGAGAUAAAUAUUAGCAGCUAUUGUAGAACUAUACAACGUUUACAGUUUUGAAGAUAUCGUAGAAUGCUGAAAAGUUUAACAGACAAGUUAUUUUUUGUGGGCAACAGUCUACGAUUUAUGGAAGUUGGUUUACAUCAUUUUCUUUACUUUAUCCUUUCGAAAUGAAGGUUCACUUUCUGAUGUCCUUGAGAUUGGCAUACAGAGAACAUAUACACGAAGUGGAAACACAUAAAGAAUGUCUGGCGCGUGAAUGAAAUUAUUAAAUCAUAAUCUGUCUUCCAGAAAGCCAUCAUCACCAGCAUAUUGGAUCAGACAGACAAUGCAGCGGGAGCAUUUGUUCAAAGUUCUUGUUAUAGGGGACCUUGGGGUCGGAAAAACGUCAAUCAUCAAGCGGUAUGUCCAUCAGAUAUUUUCUCAACAUUAUCGCGCAACUAUUGGGGUCGAUUUUGCGCUCAAAGUAAUGCACUGGGACAGUGACAACGUUAUACGAUUACAGCUAUGGGAUAUUGCCGGACAGGAACGCUAUGGGAAUAUGACCCGUGUGUAUUACCGGGAAGCUGUGGGAGCCUUGGUGGUGUUUGACGUGACCCGUGCCUCCACGUUUGAUGCAGUGCUCAAAUGGAAGGAUGACCUGGACACUAAAGUUAACCUCAUUCAUGGCAAACCUGUCCCAGCUGUGCUGCUGGCCAACAAGUCUGACCAAAUGUUCUCCCAACAGUCCAAACUGGAUGCAUUUUGUUUGGAAAAUGGAUUUGUGGGAUGGUUUGAGACCUCGGCCAAGGAGAACACUAACAUCGAAGCAGCAGUGAGAUGCCUGGUUGAACACAUCAUGGCCAAUGAAGAGAGUACUGCCUUGGAUUCAGACCCAGAUGUGCACAUUCUGCCUGGGUUCAACCACAGUCUUAAAGAGAGAGUUCGCUGUGGGUCAUGUGGCAAAUUCUGAUCUAUUAAAGACAAAUAAGAUAAAGGAAUAUCACACCUUUAAUGCUCUGUAUGUGUUUCUAUGUAGCUCAUCUAACUAUUCCAUUAAAUACAUUUUUAAUUAAAGUUAAAAACGCCAUGGAAAACAUAUUAUGACAGAGAUAUAUUGUAUUGCUCUAUGUAAAUGUUUGAAAUUGUAAAAUGUGAGUAUAUAACGAGUGGGGAAAAUAUUAUUUUCACAGGAAACAAAUUAUUGUAACUUAUUAGAGUGAACAAUCUCACUGUGAGUGCAGGGCUCUACCUCAUUUCAUUCCUCAGACAACUAAGUGACAAAGAAGAGCAUUUCAUGGUUAGGAGAUGAUCACAUUAUCUACACGGUCAUGUAGCCAAGGAUAUGUGUCAGCGUGGUGUAGAGAUGUUGUGAUGACAACUAAAAAAAUUAAACAAGUGUUUCAAAUCGGUUAAUGACUGUCCCAGUAGGACACCUUUUAUCCAACUCAAGAUAAAACCAUUCUAGGGUUGUACAUGAAACCCAAAAGAGUUCUAUUUGGAAAGCAGAAGUGUCGUAUGUGGAUCCCAAAAGUGUUAUUCAAAGGAUUCCCCCACAAGAAAGGCCAAAUAACUGUUUUGAGACCUAUUUUUUUAGAGUUUAUAAGAGUUCAUGUCAUUAUUCUAUUUCUCUGCAAGAACCUGCUUUCCCUGGCGUUGUUUGUCAUAUUGUACACCCAGUAUCAGGCCUAUUUAAUGAAAUAAAAGCUACUUGAUGUGGGGAUCAGCA
This is a messenger RNA of Esox lucius (northern pike), 1746 nucleotides long. It is a transcript of the gene rab38c, whose product is annotated as RAB38c, member of RAS oncogene family. Bases 298 to 990 code for a protein of 230 amino acids. Gene Ontology annotation, biological process: vesicle-mediated transport. Gene Ontology annotation, cellular component: trans-Golgi network; vesicle; Golgi apparatus. The transcript has 3 exons. NCBI's taxonomy places the organism in Eukaryota, Metazoa, Chordata, Actinopteri, Esociformes, Esocidae. Gene Ontology annotation, molecular function: GTPase activity; GTP binding. The record is from RefSeq and is a predicted model, not a curated record.